AUGGCGGCGGACACUGCGGUAGCUGCGAGUCCUGAAGAAACUCUUGAAUCGCUACUCCGUGAAGCCGAGGCGCUGAAACAAAAACUUGAAGAAGAGCGUCAAAAACUAAACGAUGUUACUUUAUCUUGUGUAGCAGAACGCUUAGAGCCAAUCAAUUUCCCCAACCUCAAGCUGAGGCGUGUGCUUAAAGGACACCAGUCUAAGGUGCUGUGCUCAGAUUGGUCACCUGACAAGCGUCACAUUGUUUCAUCCUCACAGGAUGGUAAAAUUAUAAUAUGGGAUGCAUUUACUGCUACUAAGGAGCUUACUAUUUCAAUGCCCAGUACUUGGGUAAUGGCUUGUGCUUAUGCACCAUCUGGAAAUAUGGUAGCUGCAGGCGGGCUGGACAACAAGGUGACGGUCUUCCCGCUGGGCGGGUCGGACGAGGAGCCGACGGCUCGGAAGCGCACGGUGGCCACGCACACGUCGUACAUGUCGUGCUGCCUGUUCCCCAACACCGACCGCCAGCUGCUCACCGGCGGUGGCGACGGCACCUGCGCGCUCUGGGACGUCGAAUCAGGACAGCUGCUACAGAGCUUCCAGGCGCACGGCGCGGACGUGACGUGCCUGGACGCGGCGGCCGCGGAGCCGGGCGACACGUUCGUGUCGGGCGGCUGCGACCGCGCGGCGCUGGUGUGGGACAUGCGCAGCGGGCACGCCGUGCAGGCGUUCGACGCGCACCUCUCUGACGUCACGAGCGCGCGCUUCCACCCCGCCGGCGACGCACUCGCCACCGGCUGCGACGACUCCUGCUGCCGCCUCUUUGACCUGCGCGCCGACAGGGAGGUGGCGCGUUACGGCAAGGACAGUAUAAUCUUCGGCGUGAACUCUGUGGACUGGUCGGUGAGCGGGCGGUUGCUGUUCGCCGGAUACAGCGACUACACGGCGUGCGCCUGGGACGCGCUGCGUGCGGCGCGCGUGUGCGUGCUGUGCGGCCACGAGCACCGCGUCACGCGCGUGCAGCUCGCGCCCGACGGCACCGCGCUCUGCACCGCCUCGUGGGACGCCACGCUGCGGGUAAGUGUCGCAUCGCACUGCACGAGCACCGCGUCACGCGCGUGCAGCUCGCGCCCGACGGCACCGCGCUCUGCACCGCCUCGUGGGACGCCACGCUGCGGGUAA
Molecule: messenger RNA, 1161 nt
Organism: Parnassius mnemosyne (clouded apollo)
Lineage: Eukaryota; Metazoa; Arthropoda; Insecta; Lepidoptera; Papilionidae
Source: the annotation of a GenBank genome assembly